AUGCAGGUACUUAAUGAACGACAGAACGAGUUAAAGAAUCACAGAGUUGCCUUCUCAACAGCAAAGUCCCAGUACAAACAAGCUAAAGAUGGAUUUCACAGAGCUAAGGAGACUGAGGUACGUUCUUCAAAGUUAGUCUUUCUGCACCUCACGUAUUCAUAUCCUCAAGUUGAAAUACCGUUUUCCCUUACUGUCUAAUAUUCUUAUAACAAGCACAUUAAACUUCAAAUCAUCUUUAAAACGAAGGAAAUUGAAAACAGAAUUGGGUCACUUACAGCUCAAGUAGAUGAACUUUAGUGGACUAAUAAUUACUGGAAAAAUGUCGGACAAGAGAGAGCAAAGAUGGCGCAGUGGUGAGAGCACUCGCCUCCCAACAAUGUGGCCCGGGUUCAAAUCCUGGCGUCGACGCCGUAUGUGGGUUGAGUUUGUUGUUGGUUUUCGCCUUUGUUCCGAAAAGUUUUUCUCCGGGUUCUCCGUUUUUCCCCUCUCCUUAAAAACCAACACUUUCAAAUUCCAAUUCGAUCUGGAACGCACGGACACGUUUAAACGAGUCCAUGAGAACUCCUAAGUGCUUCGUGGGUAAACAAAUUGCAAUUACAAUAUAGUACUCCAAACCUCUUCGUUGCAUAGAUAUUAGAAAGGUUAGAAUCGCGAACAGCAAACGACAUUUUGUCAAACGUGUCAAGUUUUGUCUUUACUACUCGAUUGCCGUUUCUUAUGUCUGCACGAAAAAAAAAAAACUUUCAUACCAGGUUCAUUCAGAAUUACAGUACUGGGCACCGUUGUCAGCUGCUUUUUGCCUAACAGUGAACAUAAAUUUUCCUAUUACGGUUGUCUAUAAAGAUUUGCGAUUUGUAAUUCGGCAAAGAGGACCUUCCACAAUUGAAAACCAAAGAGCGGUCUGAAAGAUAAGGUUUUAUUGUAUGUGUUUAUUAGACGCGAUAAGAGGCUGUUAAAUAACGAAAUGACCGAACUUUCUCCUUAGGCGUACUUACGAAGUCAGCUUCAGGAACAGUCCGCAGCCUACAAAGAACAGCUGGCUCGUGUUGAACGUGAGAAAGAAGAACUGCGGAAUUAUAAAGAAGACGAGGUCGCUUCUUUCAAGGUAGCUUUAGUACAUUAUCGUUAAAAUGUGACUGGCUAAUACUCAGUAAACGGUCGAUCAUUUAGGAUUUUUAUCAUCUUCAUCAGUCCUCUUCGUUCAGCCCUCUUCGUGGCCGAGUGGUCAGCGCGUCGGACCCGCAAUCCCGCGGUCCCGGGUUCGAGUCACGCUCUGGCCACUUGAAGGAUUUGUUCUCGGUCUUCCGAGUUCAAAUCCUCGUCCAAGCUUGUAAAUAGCCAACUGGUUGCCUCCCUGUUGGGAUUUUUAAUAAUCGUAUGUUGUAUUUGAAUUCUUUGUUUCUAAGUAUGGGGUGGAGUGCCUGUAAAGUAGCUGGAUAAACUAAGUGCACUUUCCACUAUAAACAAUCCUUUAAACCUUUAAACCCCACUAAUUCUUACAAUUUGACUUUAUUUUGAUUCAAACCAUUACGUCCUCUCUCCUCAUGUCCUCACAUCCUUGUGCGCUUCAAAGUGUGUCUUAGCCUGCGAACAGCAGACGUAUUUCCGGUUGUCGCUAAGUGUGUCUGGGACUCCCCUGUGGGAUCCAUUAAAGAGUUGUCUUUGCCACUUGUUUGUCUCGUCCCCGCAGCGUUUUGCCAAUCCACCGCCAUGUUCGUUUUUUUAUCUCCUCCUCUAUCGGUCGCUGCCCUUCCUGUCUCCAAAACUCUUCAUUUCGGAUUCUUUUGGGCCACAAAAUCCGUCAGAUCUUCCUUAGGCACUUGUUAAUAAACACCUACAAUUUCUGCUUCAGUUAAUUCCUUGGUCAAUCUCUAAGUUUCUGCACCACACAAAUGUAGGGCCAUUUGGUAAUUUUCAUAAGGUUUUUGUGUCUCUGAGUUAACUCAAUAUAUUCUGAUUUAUAAACUGUCCAAUAUUACUGUCGGCAGAAGCGAGCGGGGAUGCUGCGCGUGACUCCCCCAAAUGGAGAGGUGAAACCCAGUUAACUCAAUACCCCAGUGAAGCAAUUCAGUGAUUUUGUUAAAUCGACCUCGUACGAUUACCCGACAAACUCAGAUAGAAAAGUUAUCAACAUAUUACAGAGAUUACAUUGUCGUCAUCAUUUGUUUAUAUACUUACAGGAACAAACUCGGCAACACGCAGUCACGAUAGUGGCAUUGGAAGAAAGGCUGUUAAGACUGACUCGGCAAAAUCGACAGUUGGAACAGGAGGCAAUGCACGCUAAACAGACCACAGGUUAG
Messenger RNA from Porites lobata, 2300 nucleotides. The record is from the annotation of a GenBank genome assembly. NCBI's taxonomy places the organism in Eukaryota, Metazoa, Cnidaria, Anthozoa, Scleractinia, Poritidae.